This is a messenger RNA of Aspergillus homomorphus CBS 101889, 329 nucleotides long. RefSeq lists its product as uncharacterized. NCBI's taxonomy places the organism in Eukaryota, Fungi, Ascomycota, Eurotiomycetes, Eurotiales, Aspergillaceae. The record is from RefSeq and is a predicted model, not a curated record. The coding region runs from base 118 to 291 and encodes 57 amino acids. The transcript has a single exon.
UGUGGGAAUGCUGCGAGUCAUACUCUAAUCUUUGACUUUCACUUGUUCAAUUGUUCACCUGAUCAUUUUACAUGCACGAUAUCCAUGCCUGGUUACAAAGUAUUUGAUACCAUUUGAAUGUUUCGUCUGUGGGGAGCUCAAGCUGCUCUGGUCUGCAUACCAGAUGGAGUGUCCUCGAUCUGCCUGUUGUUCAUAUCUUCAUUCUUUUUUUUUUUCCAAUUCUGUCUUUCCAUACCUUUUCUUCAUUCAAAUUUCUUGCUUUCUCAAAACCCACAAUACCCUGCCCUAUGAAUUCUGUUGAUAAUCUGAUCCGAAUCUGCUGCUAGAUG